Pyrenophora tritici-repentis Pt-1C-BFP is the source of this 939-nucleotide messenger RNA. The record is from RefSeq and is a predicted model, not a curated record. Lineage: Eukaryota; Fungi; Ascomycota; Dothideomycetes; Pleosporales; Pleosporaceae.
AUGGCACGCCAAGGACGCAACGGCAAGGGCCGCAAGACUGGUUAUGAAGCAAAAGUUGCCCAUGAGAAAGCGCUUGCUGCAAUGCAGCCCAAUGAAAACCUCAAGAUCUCGCAACACCUUGAGCAGCGUGCCAUUGUUGCUCAGCCCGAGAGUGCUUUGAUGUGUCUUCCUGGAGAGAUACGCAACAAGAUCUACCACUACGUCUUUCAGGCUGAUGGAGAUCUCGAGUUCAUGCACCAGUCUGUGCGCCUUCCCUAUGCUCGUUUCGAUGCCCCGUUGGCAAAGAAGUCGUACAUCAAGGUUCGCGGCGACAAGAGUGGCAAGGAGUUCAACCAGGUCAAGUAUGUCUGCCGUGGCCUGUACAACGAGACGAUCUGUCUGGAGUUCAAGCACAACACCAUAUUCUUCGACAGUAACUUCAUCGAGACUCGCGGCGUACUCGGAGCAGCUCAAGUGUUCAACAUGUUCAUCAAAGAGUGCGGUCCUAAGGCAUCUUGGCUGUCACGCGUUGAACUCUCCCAUCACACGACCGAGAAGUUCUUCUUCACAGGCCUCAAGAACACGUCAUCCACAUUCGAGGGCAUCGAAGAGUUCUGUCGCGAGAACUCGAAGUGCACUGUGAGGUUCUUUGUCUUCGACUUCAAGAUCACGCCUGGCGAUGUGACCAUGUUCUUCGACCACGGCUUCGACAUCUAUUGGGUCCUCCGUCACAAAGCAUUCCCGGACUUCCAUAGGAAGCUUGCGCUGCCCGAUCGCCUCUUCACCAUGGAAAAGAAGGAGUAUGCCAUGAAGAACAGCAACCUGAAGAUCUUUCCCCGACAAGGAACUGUCAUCGACGAGACGUUCAUGAACACCAUUGCAAAGAUUCCUAGGAUUGGCACUCAUUGGUAUCACCUUUGCAUUGAUCUUGCUGAGGACUGGGUCUUGAACGGCCUCUAG